Nothobranchius furzeri (turquoise killifish) is the source of this 1563-nucleotide messenger RNA. RefSeq names its product proteolipid protein 2b (gene plp2b). Gene Ontology annotation, cellular component: membrane. The record is from RefSeq and is a predicted model, not a curated record. NCBI's taxonomy places the organism in Eukaryota, Metazoa, Chordata, Actinopteri, Cyprinodontiformes, Nothobranchiidae.
AGCUUUCUUCUCCGCCCCUCUUCUUCAUCAAAAGUCUUUUUUUGUCCGUCAGAGAGUCAUCCGCCUCCUUCCCCGCGUGGUGGAAACGUGUGGAAAACAAAACACUCCUCUCUCUCUGCUGCCCGCCCGCCCGAACGGGAGCAGCAACAACAACUGGGACCAGUGUGCUUCGCUGGAAAAAACAUUUUUAGUGCUGAUUCCGACGCGCUUUCAUCGGUACGCCUUCCGCACCAGAAGCUCCCAGGAUGGCUGACACGAGCGGGACCAGCCCUGCUGCCAACUUCCUGGAGACCAUGAAAAGUUACACGAAGACCCAGAAAGGAUUCAUCUUGGCAGCAGAAAUAGUCCUUGGUUUCGUAAUCAUGAUCUGUUAUCUUUCGUCCAAUUACGGCGGCUACUCCGGCGUAGCCAUCUGUGAGAUGGUCUUCGCCAUAAUCUUCUUUGUGGUCUUUAUGAUGGAGCUGGACAAGAGGUUCCACGUAGUCCACUGGGUCUGGAGUGACAUGUUUCGAGCUUCUGUUGGUUGCCUCCUUUACCUCAUCACGUCCCUGGUCUGUGUCAUUCGAGGAGCCGGGGAUGGGCCUCUCAUCGCAGCAGGAGUCUUUGGUUUGUUUGCGGGCAUCAUUUAUGCAUAUGACACCUACACCAUCUACCUGCAACUCCGAAGCGGCGAACAGCAAACGGCAGUUCCCAGCAGUGACAAAGUUUAAGCCGUCUGAUCCACGAGUCUCUGACUCCAACACACCUGCAUCACUGUCUCGAGAGCGGCCCGGGGGCGAUGUUGGACCAGCAGGUCAAAGGUUAAUCAUUGCAACUGUACAGAGCGAAUGCAUGAGAUGUAUUUAGGGCCAUGCCUCAGCGUAACAUAAAACAGACACACUGACCAAGUGAGCGUACUGUACAUGUCUUCUACAGGAGGAAUUUCCCUCCUGAUGGUGUUAUUUUUUAUUCCAACCUCGUUAUUCGCCAAAAAUUGUAACCUGAGAGCGACUGAUGUCACCAGGAAGCUGCUCUAAUACAUUUUCCUGCUCUAGUUGUUAAGUUGGUAGUAACUAAAACAUUAGAGUGGUGUUCAGCAUUUCACUCUGCUGUUUAUUGCUUUAGUCACACAUAAUUCUUUCAUUCUGCCUGUUUUUAUGUUUUAUUCCUGAAUCCUAAACAUUUGACGUGACGUCAGUUUUACUAAUAGAGGCCUUCGAUCGUUAACCCAUGAAUUGCGGUGGCAUUUGUGUCGUCUCUGAUUCUUGCUCAGGUUAUGAUUUAUUAUUUCAUACAUGUGUAACACGGUGGUUUGAAGCUGCAGGAUGCGUUUCUGUUGAUCUUUUGUACUACCCACUCUAGUAAAGGGAGGUGUUUUUGUGGAGGUAGACGAGGAAAAAUCUGUAAUGAGAAAGUAUUGCUGCAACUGUUUCCUCCACCUCAACCCUUAUGUUGGUCGUUUGGAGGAAAAAAAUUGUCCUAGACUGACUUUUGUUUUCUAAUAAGAUUUUAAAAGUGUACAAUUUGUCAUUUUAAAAUUCAGAUCAGCUUUGCUUUGAGAAAUAAAGCCAUUAUUACUACAAA